This is a messenger RNA of Serendipita indica DSM 11827, 3129 nucleotides long. The record is from the annotation of a GenBank genome assembly. NCBI's taxonomy places the organism in Eukaryota, Fungi, Basidiomycota, Agaricomycetes, Sebacinales, Serendipitaceae.
AUGAGCAUUCUAGACGAACUUCCUUCUAUUCUAUCUUCAAGUCACUCACAUGGUCCCCCCGACUUGGAACCAUUGGAGCCGAUUCACUUUGGAUUCUUCGUCCCAAGGCUGGAUAGCAAACCUCAGAAUCCAAUUAUUGAUACAAUAGAGCUCGAAGACUACUCCGGGCGCUCUUCACGACCUAGUCCAGGUGUAGCGAGUAUCCAAACGGGCCAGCCAUUGCAAGGUACCGUUGUGGUACCAAACGGUCAGGAUGCCUUGAAGAUUAGUAUCCCGUCCAAUAAAACGCCAGUCAGCGACAUUUGGAUGACGGCUGCGGCUGGUUCUGAUGCCCUUGGGAAUAACCUCAAGACGUGGGAUAGUGUCAGAUAUUCACGUACGAGAGAUGCUGAGCGCGGGGACUUGCUCUCUGAACAAGAUCCAUCGGUUUUUGUCGCGGCCCAAGACUUUGUGAUUCCUCACGUUCACGCUCCUGGUUCUUCACGGUUGCACUUCCCGCCAGCAGAGUUGAUGGAGAUUCUUGUUACGAACCUGACUGGCCAUUCGUCGCGGCUAUAUGAUUGGGACUCAUCGACGGAGAGUUUCCGUCAGUCGAAAGAAUAUGCGGAUAAGAUUAUUCUUGCCUAUGGCUUCACAGAGGAACUGAGCAAGAGCAUCAUUUCGCUGUAUCUUGCUAUAGGAACAUCUUUCCGAAGGUUGGAUAGCCUCAUCCAGGAUGUUCGACACCGAGUUCUGCAUCCGACCAUGCAUGCGUUUCUUCAUUCUCUCGAGAUGAUUGUCGAGUCGCUGAGGAAGCAGCUCGCGAGAGCAAGGAUUAGCAGUCUUCCGUCUUCUCCAGGCUUUGGCUUCAAUAUGCCGAUAUUAAAGAAAGUUUGGCAGCGCUUGCGGAACUAUGCAAUGUGGUACGACGCCACGGCCAGUCCACCAUUUAAGCCAAUUCCAGAUGAGCCAGCGGCACUUCUCACACAUAUUUACACCUUUACCGAGCGUCACAUCGCCUCUUUCUCACCUCGUAGUAUUCGUGCCAGCUUUGCAUAUCUACUCUCAACCGCGUCUCACCCAUUCCUCCGCACGGUGGAAGAAAGCAUAGGAAUUGGGAGUGCCAAGGGUUUACUCGUGAACCCUGCAUCUAGUAGAAAGUCUGCAUACGCAGAAACGGACGAAUUCGGAUUUCAUGAGGAGGACGAUGUCGCGGUCCUCAACAUGGACGAAGCCCCGCCGGAAUAUCCAUCCUUUUUCUCGGCCAAACUGAAGUCUGAGGUCAUUCAGGCCACAAGAGGCCUCAAAGUCCUGACAGCGGCAGAUCCUAAUCAUCCCCUCUUGAAGGACUAUACGCAGAGACGAUGCGAAUGGGUAUGGCAUGAAGACAGAAUCGAGGAGAUAUGCACUGGCUCAAAGCCCGAAGCCCUUAUUAAUGCGACUUUACACCUUGAAUCUCGCUCUCAUACGGAGCCAGAUGAGGAAGGGGACGUAGAAGGCGUACAGUAUAAGCCUGAACUGGCCAACUUUCGCAUCUUCGACAUGGAACCUGGUUCUCAGUGGAGUCGAGUUGACCAAGACGUGACAUCUUUACCAAUCGACACCACGCCAUUCCAGUCAUUCCUCGCCACGUUCCCAGAUGAACUCCCUCUUUCAACACCUUCCAUAUCGCUCCUCGCGGAUGUCGUCCUGAUGCCUUUGAAGGUCCAGAGCGAUCGUCUUCUCAAUGCAUUACUAGAGCGGUUCCUCACACCCCCGCUCAGCCUACCAUCUCAUUUCCUCCUCUUGCACUCCUUUAUGCUCCUUGGUUCACAGAACUUUACCAUGCGACUGCGUGGCGCCUUGUUUUCCGAUUCGGAUGCAUAUCAGCCAGUGGGGCGUGGAACCCGUGCAAGAACGAGGGCAAGGCUUGGAAUCAUGGAUGACCGUGACAUUGCCGCGGAACAGGAAGAUCUCAAUCGUGGACAGGAUGGCAUUAAUGCACCCGCGAAGUGGGGAAUCGGUCUGGGCGUUGGAUUAAGCGAGAGGGGAAUCUGGCCCCCUGGUGGGACAGAACUUGGGUUCGCCCUAAGGCGGGUCAUCGUGGACACCCUCGAUGAGAUGAAGGCCGAGAAGCACUCGGGCCACGAUGCGGACUCGGGCGAUGAGGAGGAAGCUCCGAAAGAAGAGGUAGAUGUCAUCAAAGAAGCAGAGUGGAGACUGGGGUUCGCUAUUCGUGAUUUACCGAUUGACGAAGCAAGGCAGGACUGGCUGAACCCUUCAUCUCUUGCCGCUCUUGACUUUCUCUACCUCGACUACAAACCACCAUUGCCUGUCGCCGCACUUAUCACUCCUGUACUCUUGAGCAAGUACCAGCGCUUGUUCAACUUUCUCCUCCGACUCUUACGAGCUGAUACCGUCUCCCGCGGUCUCUUCUGGAGCAUUCAAAAAGGCGGAGCAGGCUUCAAUUCCGCGGCGGCGACAGCACUUUUGCGACGGUUCCGUUUCCAUACUCACACAUUUGUCUCUGUACUGACCAGCUAUGUCUUCGACACCGUCGUCAGGACGAAUUUCGAUGCGUUCAAUCUCAAACUACGCACUAUCGAAGAAUUGCAUUACAUGAGACAACGCGAGUGGAAUCAAUUGAACACUGCCCGCCCAGGUUCGAGCCACCAGCAAGAACCUCCCAAGCCUGCGGCAGAUAUAUUUGAAGUGAUGGGGGAUCAUUCAAAGAUGCUCGACAAGAUCCUUGGCGGGUGUAUGCUUAGGACGCAGCAAAGGGCGAUAUCAGACGUGGUAGAGGACAUUCUCAGCAUCAUUCUCUUGUUGGGAAGCCUCGUGAGAGAUUUCAAGAGACAUGCUCUGAGCGAGGAAGAUGCGACAGCGCAGCUACAAAAGUUGCACACCACGUUUGAGAGGAAGAUGAUGACACUGACAAAGGUACUUCGAGCCAUGGACGACAAGAGCGAACUACGCUCUCUCCUUUCUGCCUUGGCUACAAGCGAUCGGGACUACGAAGUCCUGACUCGCAAUACUGGUACGAAGAGGGAUAUCGGCCUCAGUGAUCUACUCGUACGGAUGGAUCCUGGCGAAUGGUGGAAAAGAGAAUUGGAACGCCGAACACGUGCUAAAAGGGCAAAAGAUGCUACUCAGAUCCCAGACAUUGGCUGA